Molecule: messenger RNA, 1791 nt
Organism: Scleropages formosus (Asian bonytongue)
Lineage: Eukaryota; Metazoa; Chordata; Actinopteri; Osteoglossiformes; Osteoglossidae
Product: growth/differentiation factor 6-like
Exons: 6
Coding region: 285-908 (207 amino acids)
Molecular function (GO): growth factor activity
Source: RefSeq, a predicted model, not a curated record
GUUUUGGCCAGUUAAGUAUCUGCCCACAAGCCACCUGCUGGAGAAAUAAAGCUUGUUACAGUUUUUGCUCGCUGUCCUCGACUUUCCAAACAUCUCACACUGCAAGACAGUAAAACAAUGUAAAAUAUUCCAAGGACAGAGUAGAAAAUGAGUAGAUAAUCCAGUUUUUUCCCACGCUAAAAUAAACAGCUGCUGUUCUCUUCCUUCAUUCAACACCAUUGGACCUGAAGGUCAAUCUACAUCCCAGCCCUUCCUGGUUGCGUUCCCCUAGCUAUCACCAGGGAAUGGCAUUCAUCCUUCAUCCCUCUGAAAGAGAGCUUGAGCCGUCAGUCUCCUCUGAUGCCGAAAUGCCUACUUUCAAGACGAACAGAUGCCAAGGUGAGCCGCUGCAGGCCAUCAAGCAAAUGCUCCUGAAGGAGCUGAACCUGAAGCAGGAACCUGAGGUGUUCAUGCCCGAGCUGGCCAGGUUCAGAGAGCUGUGGAAGGCAGCGUUCAUUGCCACCGCCCACAGCUCGUCCCAGGAGGCCAAGGUAGAGGCAACCUCUAUGCUGGAAUCCCCUGAGAUCACCAACCACAGCAACCACACAGGACUUCAGUGCUGUCAGUUGACCUCACAGGUCUUUAUCAAAGAUCUGGGUUGGGAGAACUGGAUUGUCUACCCUGAGAGUUUCACCUAUGUGCAGUGUAGAGCAUGCAACCCCCACACAGAUUUACCUGUCUCGUCGUGUAGACCAAACACUGCCCAUGAACUGAACACCCCCCCUGAGUGUUGCCAGCCAACUACCCACAAGUUGGUGCCCUUCCUCUACGUGGAUGAAUUCAACUCCCUGGUUAUCUCCACAGUGCACCUGGCCCGCGAGUGUCACUGCAAGCCAGACACCAAGUCCUCCCUUCCUGCACAACACUGAGUGACCCUUCGCUCCUCUAACCUGAAAGAGCAUGUUGAUGUCAAAAACAUCUUUCUGCAAAGAGUUUGUGUACAUCAUCAUUCUCCUGCUGUAUAAAAGGCACCAGUUAUUUUUUCAAGCCUAAUUAAAAACUAAGUCCAUUUAUCUGUGGAUCCUUAAAACAUGCUGUAUUCUACUAACAUUCUUAGGUCAAAAGUGUUUCCAUCAACAUGCUGAUUUUUUUCUUCUGAAUGGGUAGAAAAGUUACACAGUGAGCAAAAAGAGGAACAGCAAAAGCCUCGUUUGUUAUACUCUUAAACUGGACUACGAGGCUCAAGGUGGUGGCAGCUGUUAGCGUAGUGGUUAGCGCUGUUGCCUUUGGACACAAAGGUCACAGAUUUGAUUCCCACCUCUGGCUGUAGUACCCUUGCAUAAGGUACUAACCCCAAGUUGGUCUAGCAAAAAUUACCCAGCUGUAUAAAUGGGUACAUAGUUGUUGGUGGCUUAACACUGUAAGCUGCUUCAGAGAAAUGUGUUAUGUAAAAGGCUUCAGUAAAACAUCCAGGAUAUAUAUAGUACAUUAAACUGUAGAAUUAUACUCAGCUAUAUAAUGGUCUAUUCACAACGAUCUAGUUUCCAUCUACAAAACAGCAAUAACCAAUCUGGUAUAUAAGGAUAUGUAUGAUUUUUUUUUAAAUAUUUUUUGCAUUUGUACACUAUCCAAAAAGAAAUAUUCAGCCAAUUGUGAAAAUUCUCUCCUGUCCCCUGUGUGCAGAACAGUAUUUCCAGUCUUGGAAGUCCUACACAAGUACCACUAUGAUAGGAUGAAGCAUUUCCCUAUGUUCCACACAAAAAAUUCAAUUUUUUUUCCAAGUUUUCUAUGUCAAAUACCCCCCCCCCCCCC